This is a messenger RNA of Protopterus annectens (West African lungfish), 704 nucleotides long. RefSeq names its product mitochondrial ribosomal protein L51 (gene MRPL51). The transcript is spliced from 4 exons. Gene Ontology annotation, cellular component: mitochondrial large ribosomal subunit. Lineage: Eukaryota; Metazoa; Chordata; Ceratodontiformes; Protopteridae. Bases 132 to 515 code for a protein of 127 amino acids. Gene Ontology annotation, biological process: translation. The record is from RefSeq and is a predicted model, not a curated record. Gene Ontology annotation, molecular function: structural constituent of ribosome.
AAUUUCUGGUGGCUUGUGGGAAACUGGAGGUUUUUUUUUUUUUUACAGCAACUUCCGGAAGAUGGCGACGUGCAGGGGUUGAAUGUAUAUCUGUGGAAUUAUUUGUUUGAGACUGCAUUUCCUUGCCAGCCAUGGCUUCCCUGCUUCAGAUGUUCUGUAGACAAACUUCACUUUGGUGCCCACUUAUCAGGACACAGCGUGACUUUUUGGUUGGUGCAUCUCUACUUCGCUAUACAAACUGUAUCCCAAACAAGCAGGUAGAUAGAUGGUCAGAGAAACGGGCAAUGGCUGGCAUAUACGACAACAUUGGAAUUUUUGGUGACUUCAAGGUACACCCCAAGGAUCUGAUCAAUGCUCCUUGUUGGCUGAAAGGUUGGAGAGGCAAUGAGCUGCAGCGUUGCAUCCGCAAGAAGAAAAUGGUGGGAGAUCGCAUGUUUGUGGACGAUCUGCAUAACCUGAAUAAGAGGAUCAGGUUCUUGUACAAACGCCUGAAUCGCUAUGGUAAACACAGGUGAUGCGAUGCAGUAUGGAACCUGUGAUACAGAUUGAAAACCUACAUUUCAAAGUUAGUUUAUAGAAAUGUCAUCAUCUGCAGCAAGAACAUGUGAUGUGAUAUACUGAGAUGCAGAAUGUAAACUUUCAUAAUGACCUUGACAGCUGUGAACAGACUGGAUGAAUAAAAGUAUUAUUGCGAAUCAAGAAAA